AACUCACAAACAUGUAAAGGGAGCUUUUUUCUUUUUUUCCAUCUCUUGAAGUCCAAACAGUGCCCAAAAUGGGGAGGCGGCCUCUCUUCUACCCUUCCUUUCUUUCUCUUCUGAUCGUCUUCCUCAAUGCGACCGCGACGGCUGUUCCGCUGUACACCAGUUCGCGGUGGGUGGAGGAGGAGGGGGGGAGGAGGGUGAAGCUGGCGUGUGUGAACUGGCCGGCGCAUCUGGAGGCGGCGGUGGCGGAGGGGCUGAGCAAGCGGCCCGUGGACGCCAUCUCAGGUCGGAUUAAGGCCAUGGGGUUCAACUGCGCCAGGCUCACUUGGCCACUCUUCGUUGCCACCAAUAAUUCUUUGGCGACCAUGACUGUUCGGCAGUCACUGAUGAGCCUUGGGCUCGUGGAGACCAUAGCUGGUUUCCAAGCCAACAACCCUUCAUUCAUUGACAUCUCCCUCAUUAACGCUUUCCAGGCAGUGGUAUCUAGCCUGGCAAACGACAAUGUAAUGGUGAUAUUAGACAAUCACAUAAGCAAGCCGGGGUGGUGCUGCAGCAACGAUGACGGUAAUGGCUUCUUUGGGGACCCAUUCUUUGACCUUGAUGAUUGGCUCGCCGGCCUCACUCGGAUGGCCACCCUCUUCAAGAACACCCGCUAUGUGGUUGCCAUGAGCUUGAGAAACGAGCUGCGUGGCCCUCGGCAAAAUACCAAUGACUGGUACAGGUACAUGCAGAGAGGGGCUGAAGCAGUACACAAAGCGAACCCAAAUGUUUUGGUCAUACUCUCUGGGCUAAGUUUCAACACGGACUUGUCUUUCAUCAAGGAGCAAGACGUGAACUUGUCAUUUUCUAGAAAACAAAUGUUUGAAUUUCACUGGUACAGCUUUUCAUUUGGGAAUUACUUUGCCAGUGAGAGCGCAAACCAGGCGUGCGGGAGAGCGGUGCACACGGUGAGGAGUAGGGGAGGAUUCCUUCUGGACAAGGGGUGGCCCUUGUUCGUGAGUGAGUUUGGGGGUGACCUAACAGGGAGGAGUCUCGGUGACAAUUUUUUCUUGGCCUGCUUCUUUGGGUUGGCAGCGGAGCUUGACUUUGAAUGGGCCUUGUGGACCUUUGGUGGGAGUUACUAUUUAAGACAAGGGGCAAUUGGGAAGGAAGAGACUUAUGGAUUGUUGGAUUGGAGUUGGUGUGGCACCCGAAAUGAAACUUUCUUCGAGAGGAUCAAUACCAUUCAGUGUCCUUUUCGAGGGCCAGGACUAUCGGAGGCUAGCCCACAUCUGAUACUUUUCCAUGCAUCAACAAGUCUAUGCGUGGUGAGGAACUCAACCCGAGGGCCACUGGUGCUAGGCCCCUGCCACCAGUCCGACGCCUGGACCUACACGCCCCAACGCUUCUUAACAAUUGAAGGAACAAAUUUCUGCCUACAGCCAGCGGAUGAAGUGGGGGAAGCAGCAAAGCUUGGGACAAACUGCACAAACUCAUUAGCGUCUUCAUCAAAGUGGAACUUCAUCUCCGACUCCAUGAUGCACCUCUCCUCCAAACUCACAGACGGCGCUGCGGUUUGCCUCGACGUGGACUCCGCCGGCAGCGCCGGAAAAGGCUCCCCCAUUGUCACCACCGCCUGCAAAUGCUUGGGUGGGGAUAGGGAGUGCGACCCCACCAGCCAGUGGUUCAAACUUGUUAAUGCCACCGGAAGCAACCCUUGCUAAAUUUAUACACUUUGGAGAACUGGCUCUUGCAGUUUUUUUUUUCGAUGGAGAGUAGAAAUUCUUUGCGAUUGCUGGUUCAGUUCUUGAGUUUAGGACUAUAUAUAUAUUAAUUUUGCAUUAAGAACGAAUUUGUAACUUCUUGAGUUUAAAAUUGAAUGAAUUUUGGACAAGAUUAAUUCUCA
Messenger RNA from Malania oleifera, 1882 nucleotides. Its product is annotated as glycosyl hydrolase 5 family protein-like. The coding region runs from base 69 to 1700 and encodes 543 amino acids. The transcript has 4 exons. Lineage: Eukaryota; Viridiplantae; Streptophyta; Magnoliopsida; Santalales; Ximeniaceae. The record is from RefSeq and is a predicted model, not a curated record. Gene Ontology annotation, molecular function: hydrolase activity, hydrolyzing O-glycosyl compounds.